Messenger RNA from Ceratina calcarata, 5505 nucleotides. It is a transcript of the gene bru3, whose product is annotated as CUGBP Elav-like family member bruno 3. Gene Ontology annotation, molecular function: RNA binding. The transcript has 15 exons. NCBI's taxonomy places the organism in Eukaryota, Metazoa, Arthropoda, Insecta, Hymenoptera, Apidae. Bases 1847 to 3019 code for a protein of 390 amino acids. The record is from RefSeq and is a predicted model, not a curated record.
CAGCUAUCCUCAGUGUGCGGAGAGCGACCGCAGUGUACACCAUCUCCACGUUUUGGCAAAGAAGGCAGCCGAGUUGCUGAAUCGUACGAGUUUUAUCGCGUCACGCAAGACGAUCAGCUGGACGCAGACGCCAGCGGAAUUGUUCAUCGCACGCGUGUACACAAACAGUAGUCAGAGUCACGCGUCCGCACUAACGGAUAUACGCGGAACGGUUGAUCCCCUGCCUUCUCGUUCGCCGGGACGAAUCGCGACGAUCAAAAACGUGAGAACACACGAGACAAUCGAUUCGGUGAAACAGCUCGAGCACGUCGGAGACACGAAAAGAGCGGCCGAACGGGAAGGGAGACGGUGUCGAGAUAAAUUUAUCGUUUACGCGCGGCCGGCGAAACGGGUCAGUCGUUUUUGCGUCGGCUGACGAGGUGACGGACCCCGUUCUUGAUGAGUACGACUACGUCGACAAGGAGUACGGUCGGUAGCCACGCGGUUGACGCUCUCACCGGCGGUACCAGCAUCUCCGAGGGGGCUGACACCUAGCACGAGGAGCGUCUGCUGCGGAGCUAGCGGAGGAACGAUUCCGAAGGGACUACCCCUCCUCCCUCGUACGGUGAUAGUGCUGUUAUUGUUGUUGUUGUUUGUUAUCAAUAUUUGGUGAUACACGUGCCGAGAGUCGCGAGUACUGACUACGCGCCCCUACGCUUUAAUGAUACCGAAUCGCCCCUCGUAAACGGGGAUAAGGUUUUACUGCUCGUCCAUCCGGUUUUAAUAGUGCCGCUCCGUGUUUUACGAUCGAAGACGACCAGCCCCUUGUUAGUCCAUCGGGUCGCGCCGCUGGAUCAGCCGAAUAAUCGCAACAGUUUCACGGAUUCAGUCUCGUCGGUCUGAUAACAGUUAUCGGAGAUCGACGGCGACGACGACGACGACGACGACGACGACGACGACACGUGGAUCCGAUCGUUCCUAGCUCACGUGGUCGUCGGACUUGUUACCCGGCGACGCUCAGCGCUCCGCUCUCGCUGAUACUCACGGAUGUUCCUCACGUCGAAACGAGUUACGCGCGAUCGGUUCGAGAGUUGCCGGUUACCGGUGUGCUCGUUGAAGUUUUAUUGAUGUCCCAUAACGAAACCUCGGCGAACGGGUACGUGAUCGGCGACGAGUGCACGGCCGAGUGAUACCGAAUAAACCGUGUGAACCGGAUAUCUCUUUCGUCGAACGACUCUUCCGUCCUGCCGUCCCGCUGCUCGAGGAUCGCGACGCGCGCGUACCGUUUUCAUGUCGCGACUAGGAGGAGAGGGAUGACGGUGCAUCGUCGUCGUUCAAUCGCAGACACCGCCGUCGAAGAGGACGAAGAGGGCUCGUGAGUCGCGCGCGAGGAUAAACGACCGGGUGCGCCAUCGCCAGAUACGAGACAUUGGAACCGCGUGGUCGCUCGCGAUUCUUCGUAGAGUCUCCUCGGAUCCGCAAGCACGCGGAAUCAACCAGGCAGCGUGGAGCGCUCGGCGAUCGUGUGGCCGCGCGCCGCGGACCUCUACCUUUAUCAACCAGGCUGUGCAUUUCUCACCUACUAUAGUCGUGACAGCGCAAUCAGUGCCCAAAACGCUCUGCAUGAGAAGCGGACUUUACCAGGGACACGGAGCGGAGUGAUUACUAAACGCGGAGUGUCGGCCACCCCGAAGGGAGCAUAAGCCACGAGAGUGGGUGGAACAAGACCUGGUGUGACGGGCGACCGGCUGGCCGGGGGCGCCGCACACCUCCUCCAUCUCUUCUUCUUCUUGCCACGACCACAACACACAAUGUAACAACAACUACCACUACUAGAGUCGUCCACGUUCUCAAUGUACUCGAUGUGAUGAACCGUCCUAUUCAAGUGAAGCCGGCGGACAGUGAAAACCGCGGAGACAGAAAGCUGUUCGUGGGAAUGCUCAGCAAGCAACAAACAGAAGACGAUGUCAGACAGUUGUUCACUGCCUUUGGCACAAUAGAGGAGUGUACCAUCCUCCGAGGACCCGACGGCAGUAGCAGAGGCUGUGCAUUCGUGAAACUUUCAUCGCAUCAAGAAGCACUAGCGGCGAUCAAUACUUUACACGGUAGCCAAACUAUGCCGGGUGCGUCAUCCAGCUUAGUGGUAAAGUUCGCAGAUACUGAGAAAGAGAGACAACUAAGACGCAUGCAGCAAAUGGCCGGGAACAUGAGCCUCCUUAACCCUUUCGUCUUCAAUCAAUUCGGCGCUUACGGCGCUUAUGCUCAGCAGCAAGCAGCCCUCAUGGCUGCUGCGACAGCACAAGGAACAUAUAUCAACCCAAUGGCGGCAUUAGCACACGUUGGCGCUGGGCAAUUGCCGCACGCGUUAAACGGCAUGCCGAAUCCUGUAGUUCCGCCGACUUCCGGUUUGCUCGUAGGUACCGGCACAGGACAGCCGGUUAACGGGGCGAUACCGUCGUUACCAUCACCGACGAUGCCCAAUUUCAACAUGGCGGCACAAACACCGAACGGUCAACCAGCCGGCUCGGAUCCUGGUGUCUACACCAACGGAAUACCGCAAACCUAUGGGGGACAUGCCCUCCAUCUGUCCAUUCCAGCACAAGGGCUGGCCAAUGGGGAGGCGACGCUCCAGCAUGCCGCCGCGUACCCGGGAAUACAACCCUACCCUGGAUGCGCUUAUCCCGCCGUCUACGGCCAGUUUCCUCAAGCUAUUCCUCAGCCGAUGACCGCCGUGGCACCCACCCAGAGGGAAGGAUGCUCUAUCUCAGGACCCGAAGGCUGUAACCUAUUCAUCUACCACCUGCCUCAAGAGUUUGGGGACGCUGAGCUCAUGCAGAUGUUCAUCCCCUUUGGCAACGUCAUAUCCUCCAAGGUUUUCAUCGACCGGGCCACCAACCAGAGUAAAUGCUUCGGUUUCGUGUCGUUCGACAAUCCAGCGAGCGCGCAAACAGCGAUCCAGGCGAUGAAUGGCUUCCAGAUAGGGAUGAAGCGUUUAAAAGUCCAGUUGAAGAGGCCCAAGGACGCAAGCCGGCCAUACUAACCAAAGUCCUAGCUUAGAGAAACUGGACGAUACGCACCGUACAUCAUAACGUAUAGAAUGUCGUACAAGAACACGGGCUUAUUGAACGCUCGACGAUCAGAAGUGAUGAGUUUGAAUCACCGUUACAACGCUCCCCACUAUAAUAAUCUAGUAUACUAGUUAGAUAAUUAAUUAGAAGAUAAAAAUUAGAGGUCAGUAGUGAACGACUUCGCUGGCAGCCACGCGGCGAAGACGAAGAGGCUGAUGCUCAUGAAACAUCGGUUGUCCAGCGCUGAACCCAGUCCGAGAAAUCAAACGCGAGUAGGAUUCACGCUUCAAACGUUCUCGGAUGCUCGGAUAAAGAAAAUUCUUUACUAACAAAGAAGCAGGAAUUGAAAAGAACGGAACGCGUCGGUCGACGUGACACAUCUUUUCGCCCGGUUCUUUGCGUCCCCUACCGUUUAUUCUAUUUUAUACAUACUUACACUUUCCGUUCUUCGGUCUCGAUCCCUACUGCCAAACGAGAAUCGUAUCAAAAGACUCGAACGAUUUUUGAUACGCGUGUUUCGAACAAGACGUCCUAGUUCAAUUCGAUGAUCCGAUCAUCCGGGAAGCGAGUAUGUACUUACUUAGAUCCGAGAGCAGUCUAGGGUCUCUCGAGCAGAUUAUAUCGUUCUGACAACAUGCUAACUCUUAAAAUAGUUUGAUAAUCAUGAUGAAACGUUUAAGACGAUGGUUUUACAAUAACAGUUAAACCAAAGAGAUACUCUUAGUUCCUGACGAAACGGCACGGCGAUUGUAGCCGACCGACUGUUGAAAAAAAAGUUACUAUUACUGCGAUUCGACUCAUAGAAUACGAGAAAGAAAGUACCUCUUCAAAUUCUUAGGAGAGUCACGAAUUCAGGUAUGAUUUCAAAUCACCGUUACGUAUUAUUCGUUCGCGGACAACCUUUUCGCCUUUACGCGAGUUUUCAUUUCGUAAACCGACAGCCGACACACCGUCGAAUCCGGUAUAGGAUAUCUCGAGCUCGGUUUUUCUGAACGCGCGAUUAUACCGAUUAUAAUAUAAAUGUCGAUGUAGUGACAUCGUUAGAGUCGUUUUUACGUUCACUGGUCUUCGGACAAGAUCGGCGACAGUGCUCGCGGUCUCUCCUAACGCAAAUUUGUCAAUCACUUAUACAGGGUGCUCGUCUCACGCAACGUCUAAGAAGAAAAAAAAAAAGAAAAAGGAAAAAUUACUAAAACGGAAACUGCGUACGAAUCACACACACGGGACACACACGUUCACAUAGGGUACACUUCGGUAUGUACACGCACAUAUACAUGCGCGCAGACACGCACACGAUGCACGACACGCACAUUGCAUACAUCCCUACCAGACACGCGUACACACAGUAUGUAAAAGCUGUAUCCGAGAAUCACGGAGAAACGUACCAACCGACCCAACACUCGCGGGUUAUCGGUUCUUUACGUUUAUUAUAUACCUGAGGCUAAUGAAGACGCAUACACGUCGCACCGCAGGUUUUAUAUAGGGGACAUUCAAAGGAAUCGUUCGUUAGCGCCGCGUCACAAAAUCGAGUCAUUUCGAAGUCCGAUCGUCCGCGCCACGGCGCUCGUUCUAGUCCAAAACGAUAUUUAUUAUUUAAUUUUUUUUAACCAUCCCCUGACUCCCUUCUCCUCUGACUAUCAUCAUGAUCAUCGUCACUCACCGUCAUUAUUAUCGAUCAUGGUUAUUAAAAACGAUUAUUGUUAAACGAGAAGCGCGAGCGAAUUUCCGGCCGAAAUUAAUAUCGGGGUUCCUUUUUCAAACGAAGGAUCGCUAUUCGACCUGAUCACUACGCUUCGCAAUCGGAUGAGAUCUUUUUACAGGAUUUCCCUGUUGUUAUUCGUUCUCACGGCUCGACGAUUUAACGAGAAUCGUUCCCGUUCGAGGGACUGACCGGUCCACGCAUCGCCCGCGAAAUGUCAACCAGGCUGUGAUUAUUCAAAGAAAAAAAAAAGGGACAAGAGUUUAAACCAAAAGGGGCAGAGACGACGACAACGUUUAUCACAAGAUCGAUUUCUUCUUGCGCGGAAUGUUCCCAUUCUGCCUAUGAUAUGAAAGUGAAGAGGACGCGAAAGCAAGAUAUCAGGUCGUCUAAACCAGUUGAAGCAUAGAGCUUUGUACGUACAUCUUCAUUUACCUUUAAUUUCAUUUACCUAGUCUGCGUCUAGUCAUUUUUUUAUGCUCUGUACAGCAGAGAUUUAUUACGAUUAUAUUAUUUGUUUUUUUUCUUUUUGGUGCGAUAUUUAUUUACACGCUAAGGAAUUCCGUAGAACAAAUAGAGAUCUAAUUUUUUUCUCUCUAAAUAAUGUAAUUUAUAAAUAAAUAUUUAGGAUAAAGUACUUAAUUGUUCCCAAAGGUUCUGAGCGCGAACGAAGUGCAAUUUGUUUUUAUGGAAUAGUUUCGGUGGCAAUGUAACGGGAGAGCAUGAAUUUCUGUCGAAGUAAAUUGUUCCUGAAACUUA